Messenger RNA from Heterobilharzia americana, 2348 nucleotides. The record is from the annotation of a GenBank genome assembly. Lineage: Eukaryota; Metazoa; Platyhelminthes; Trematoda; Strigeidida; Schistosomatidae.
AAUUCGCGUAUGGAUUUGUUUGCAGGAGCACCGUUAGCACCUUUCGAGGUUGAUUCCGUAUAUGAUGAUCUUGAUGGCUCUGAAUCAUCCUCAUUGGUAGCUGACGCGAGUAAUCAAAUAAAAAAAGUCCUAUCGAUUCCAUUUGAGGGCAGCUUCUUCUCUUUGAGGACUCGCUCACUGACCUUGUAGGAAAUUUCGAUGAGAAAAUAUACCAUUGUUUUGAAAACUUUGAUUUUGAUCCUGAAAAUAAUCAAUCACUUAGUGUGUCAACGAAUGUUGCAACUUUGAAUGAGGUCAAGUAGGUGUGUUGUGCCAUAUAAACAUGUUAGACAAUGGUGGGCAGCAGCUACUACGGAGCUUGUACCCAGUGAAUCCUACCCGCUUCAGAACUUACCAACUAAUAUCAAUUCAUAUGACCUGAACCAGUUCGAACUUGCAGAUGCUGACGGAAUAACAGAAGAUGAAAUCAUCAAAACGAGUUUAAUACAAAAAAAUAAUGUUGUGCAUUAUUCAAAUGAAUCUGUUUGCUCUGCUCGAGGUACUGUUACAACUUUAUCCUUAUCGUCCAUAUCAGUAAGUCCUCGUUCACUGACACUGGAUCGAGUUUCUCUAACUGAAUGCUCCCAAACUCCGGUUGUUGCAUAUUCAAGCACUGAUAACAAAGCUAACGGUAUUUGUUUCGAUGGGGUUGACAAUGACCAAAGUGUUCUUGAAAUGUUUCAGUCUCAUCAUCCUUCUCUUCCUUUAAAAAAAACUCAAAGUUGGAUUGAUGAUCUUCAGAAUUUGCAAGUCAGCGUCUUACGACUUUAUGUUCAACAAAUGAGUAGUGAGAUUAUGCAACUUUCAGAUUGUUUGGUUGAUUCUUUGGCGGAACGAGAUGAACUAUCAAUGCUACGAGAAGCUAGCGAUGACUUCAUUGUACUGCUUAGUUUGGUGCACGAGCGGAAAAGUCGAGCAUCCAAAGCAGCUCUCUUAGCCACAGCUAAAAAUCUUAUCCGUUCAAAAACUUUAUUUCGUGUUACCCCUCCAUGGUUUACCAGACGAUGCCUUAUGUCAGCUUCCAGCACAUUUUCACUAAAUGGAUCUCUACCUCCAGGGAAGUCAGUCACUAUGAAACCUGUUAGAAAUGAAUCAGUUAUGAAUGUUCCAGCGAAUUCGGUGCAUUUAGAUUUGGAAAAUAAUUCAGUUGCUUAUGUUGCAUCUCUUAAUCUGCACUCAAAAUUAAGGCGACCUAGAACUCAGCCAAUACCACAUAUUCAUGUAAACAAUUGUUCAAAUACUGCAAGAGUGUCAAAUUCGCCAGCCAAUUCAGUUGAUUCUAAAUCACCAGGUGAACCACUAUCAUGUGAACGUAUUGUGUUAUCAGAAAGUAUACCACCAAUGCCAGUCAGACAAGCAAAGAUACGCUAUGAAGCCCUGGUAAACAUGUGUAACUCUACAAAUUGGCCGAAUGGCAAGCCUCAAAAUAGUCGAUCAUUACUUUUACGUUUACCCUAUCGAAUUCACCCCAGUGUUGGUAUUUCAAUACAGGAUCUACGCUUACUGAAUCAAAUUCUCUAUGCUACUGUUCUUGAAAUCCGAAAAUAGAGAAACUCCUUGAAAGCUACAUAAUGCAUUUUACUAAUACUAAUAACAUCGCUAACUGGGUUAAAACCGUUGAAGCUCCACGGUAUCCUGAUUCUCAGAAGAUAAAGGUCACAUCAUGCCAAGAUCAAAGUCAUCAUCACCUUCUACAGACAUCGAUGCAAACACAAUGCGUUUAAAGUCUUUCAUUUGCCUUCUCGUUUUUCAUCAUGCUUCCAACUUAUUUUGCGAAUACUGUUGCUUAUCCAAACUAAAUAUAUUUCCUUUCAAUGCUUGGUGUGAAUCUCAUGUUAACAUCAAUAUAGAAUGCCAACUAGUUAACAGUGAAUAUUUGCCAUAAUAUGCAUUUUUCUAUCAACUUAUUUUAUUUUUGUUUGUACUUAUUUUCUUUGGCUCUCUGGCUUUCUUUUAAGUUGUGCAAUAGCUACAUCACAAUUAACAAGCAUCAACGUAUGCGUAAAUGUUAUUAUUUGUAACUUUUUUCAUCUAACCAGCAAUUUUUGUUUGAAGUCUUACUCUCAUUGUUUUUUCCAAUGCCCAGUAAGUUAUCAUGUUAUAUUUGUGUAUUGUUCGAUUCAAAUUUCACCAUGAUUUCUUUAGCUACCGUUCCGUUUACUAGCUUUUGUUUCAUCAGCAGCUACGUAAAGUCUACUCUGCUUUUUAAUUAUUACAUACUCAAUACAGAACAGCUAAUGAGGUGUUCAUCAUUUUAUUUUUGUGUUCACAAUACUCUUGAGUAAUAAAAUAAUGACUGUAACCAUUAC